AUGGAUUCCUUACACCAUCCUGCUGCUGCUGCUGCUGCUGCUGCUGCUGCAACAGCAGCAACAGCAGCAGCUGCUGCAGCACCUGCAACUUCUUCUUCUGCUGCUGGAAGAACAGCAACAGCGCAACCCACGUCUUCUACACAUACACCUCCCCACGAUAAAAUAUCUGCUGCAGCGGCAGCAGCAACAGCAGCAGCAGCAGCAGCAGCACCUGAUGGACCAGCAGCAGUAGCAGCAAGACCAGCAGCGGAGAAAGACUGUCAGUCGAUGGAGUGCGACAGCUGCAGCACAUCUGCUGCAGCAGACACCAGCUCUAUCAAGAGAGAAGUGCAGCAGCAGCAGCAGCAGCAGCAGCAGAUCCAUCUCCAUAAGGAUCUUGAGGAUCAAAAAAGACCAGUUCAGCAGCAACUGCAGCAGCAACAGCAGCAGCAGCAGCAGCAACGGGCCAAUCUUUGUAGCGAAACUGCAGCAGCAAAGAAUAGCUCCUUCUUAUCGCAUGAUAAAAGAGCAGCAGCAGAUGCAGCAGCAGAUGCAGCAGCAGAUGCAGCAGCAGCAAAUGUAGCAGCAAAAGAAACUAAGCUUCUUAACGCAGCGUCUGACGGAUCAUCUAAAACAGCAGCAGCAGCAGCAGCAGCAGGAACGGCAGCAGCAGCAGCAGCAGGAGUUGAUUUGAAAUCUGCUGCGCCUGCGUCUAUCUCUUCUUCUUCUUCUUCUGCUGCUGCUGCACAACAAAAAUCAGCAGCAGCAGCAGCAGGAGUUCCUGCUGCUGCCUCGUCUUCUUCUCCAUCCGCAGAUUCAACUACUACAACGAGCACCACAACAUCAACAUCAGCAGCAGCAACAACAGCAGCAGCAGCAGCAUCAUCAUCAUCAUCCGACGCAGCAACGGAUUCGUCUUCUUCUGUAUCUCCAUCUGUGUCCUCCCCAACUAGUACUGUAUCUACCUCUCCUCCUUCUUCUUCUUCUUCUCCUGCUGCUGCCCCUACUCCAUCUCCUCCAGCAUCAUCAACAACAGCAACAGCAACAGCAACAACAACAACAACAGCAGCAACAGCAGCAGCAGCAACAACAGCAGCAACCCCACCACCAGCACCACCAUCCCACCGUCGUGGGUCCGACCGUAGUAACGAUUGGCAUCCAUUGGAUGCCGUAGUGGAGCGUAUAGAGGCUCACGUGCGUCCAAAUAAUUCUAGCAGCAGCAGCAACAGCAGCAACAGCAGCAACAGCAGCAGCAACAACAAUAACUCAUUAAAUAUAAAUAAUAACCCAAGCUCAUCACCACUUAAUCAGACCGUCUCAUCGAAUACAAGCAGUAACAACAACAAUAAUAAUAAUAAUAAUCGUAUUCAAUGGGUAAAAGGUUUCCGUAUGCCAUUAGGUGCAGAAGGUCAUGCAUUAAGAUUUGCUGCUCCUUCCCCUAAAAGACCAAGAAAUGGUAGUGCAGCAGCAGCAGCAGCAGCAGCAGCAGUUGGUGGUGCUGCUGGUGUACCGAAUGAUGCUAGUACUAAUGCUCUAUUCCACUGGGACAGCCAAGGAGGAUUUAAUGAACGACAGCAGCAGCAACAGCAGCAGCAACAACAACAACAGCAGCAGCAGCAGCAGCAGCAAGAUGAUCUACUUGCUGCUGUCCUUAGAGGAAGAGAAGGAUCAUCUGCUGGUGUACAUGAAUCUUUCCUUAGAGCUGUUGUUGAUUCACAGGCCGAUGCAGCAGCAGGAGGAGCAGCAGCAGGAACAGCAGCAGCAGCAGGAACAGCAGCAACGCAUGCUGCUGCUGCGCUGCAGCAGCAAAGACACCUCAAAGAAUUUACGGAUAGUAUAUGGGGAAAAAAUUAUAUAAAUGAUGGUGUCUUUAGUGAGGAUCUAAAAGAAUUAAGUGGUUUGCUGCAGCACGAUCCGCAGCAGCAGCAGCAGCAGCAGCAGCAACAGCAGCAGCAGUUGUUAAUGCUGCAGCAGCAACUUGAAUCCGAACAGACCAGUGGUCAACAAGGACGAUUCUUCUUCUCUGCUGAACUCCCUGGUGAGACCUGCAGCAGCAGCAGCAGCAGCACAUGGAAAAGAUAUGAUAAACUUGGCAGCAGCAACAGCAGCAAUCGCCGUAAUAGCGGUAGCAGCAGCAACAGCAACAACAGCGUACAUAGCUGUGGUGGUGGUGCUGCUGCUGCUGUUGCUGCUGUCUUGGGACAGCAGCAGCAGCAAAAACGCAGCAGAAGAACGAAGCUUCCUGCUGCAGGUCUUGCUGCUGCCGCAGGUAGUGACGCUAUUAGUCUAUUAGCUGCAGCAGGAGUCCCUAUACACCCAGCAGCAGCUGCAGCAGCAGCAGCAGGAGACUGUUUAGGUGGACUUCCAUCAAUUCCUUCCGAAGCAGCAGCAGCUGCAGCAGCAGCAGCAGCAGCAGCAGCAGCAGCAGACCAUGGAUCCUCCGGUUGUGGAUCUGCGAGUUCUUCCUCUCCUUCUUCCUCUCCUUCAACAGGAGGACCAUCAUUAUCAUCAGGAGGAGGAGCAUCAUCACCUGGUGCAGCAGCAACUGCUGCUGGUGGUGGUGGUGCUGCUGCAGGUGGUGCUGCAGUACCAUUAGAUCUGCAUGCAUUAACAACAAAUUAUACAAUUGCUGCUCAAUACUUACAAGUUAUUCAGCUCUUGGCUGUACAAAAACAAAUCAUGGAAUUAACAGAGAGCCUAAAGAACUGUGAUACUAAUGCUGCUGCUGCUGCUGCUGCUGCUGCAGCAGCAGGAGGGGUAGGGGCUGUAGGGGGAGUAAAUAGGAAGGGGACGGGAGAUAGGAAUACAGCAGCAGCAGCAGCAGCAGCAGCACUAUCUAAUUGUCUUGGUGCUAUUAAGGGAGAUCCUCAAUCUUCUCUUAGUCAGCAACUUAUUAUGCGACUAGGGGAGGAGGUAGGACUAUCUAGUACUGCAGCAGCAGCAGCAGCAGCAGCAGCAGCAGGUGCUGGAGCUGGACAAGCAGCAACUGCAACACCUACACCUCUACCUACGCCUGCACCUGCAACAGCAGCAGUACCUACUGCACCUGCAGCAGCAGCAGCAGCAGCAGCAGCGCAGCGGGAGGCACGGGAAGGAGAUGCAGCACGCAGCGGAGCAGCAGCAACUCUAUUAGAAGAAUUAGAGAGGAAAGUUGCUGCUCUUGAGUGUCUUGUUGCUGGCAACAGCAGCAACAACAGCAGCAACAGCAGCAGCAACAGCAACAGCAACAACAACCGACUGCUGCAGCAGCAGCAAGAGGGAGGGACUCCGUCACGUGCUGGUGUUGGUGUUGGCAGCAGCAACACUGCAGCAGCAGCAGCAGCAGCAGAGGGACUUCUUGGAUUAUCGCCAUCACUGCAGCAACUGCAGCAAUUGCAGCAACUGCAGCAGCUGCAGCAACUGCAGCAGCUACAGCAGCUGCACCGUCGGGUAUCGCAGCAGCAACCAUCUAACGCAGCAACCGCAGCAUCAACAGCAGCAGCAGCAGCAGCAGCAGCCGCUGCAGCAGCGGCUGCUGCAGCAGCUGACUCCCCUCCUUCUACAUCUGCUACUACAGCAGCCGCAGCAGCCGCAGCAGCAGCAGCAGCAGGAAGAGGAUCUAAUAAUAAUAGACAACAAGCUCCUCUUAGUUGUUCUUAUAUAGAUUCUCCUGUUGAUGGUUAUGAUUCUGCUGCUGCUACUUCCUGCUGCAGUGCUGCUUCUGCUUCCUCUGCAUGCAAUACACCUGAUUCAUUAGCAGGGGAGAGGCUGCUGCUGCUCUCUUCCUUAUGGCAGCCGCUGCCACCAGCAGAAGGACUUGUUAGCAAAGAAGGAGGAUAA
Molecule: messenger RNA, 3798 nt
Organism: Eimeria maxima
Lineage: Eukaryota; Apicomplexa; Conoidasida; Eucoccidiorida; Eimeriidae
Exons: 2
Coding region: 1-3798 (1265 amino acids)
Source: RefSeq, a predicted model, not a curated record